GGCAGGGGUAGUAGAGAUGAAGGGAGGGAGCGUAGCAUCUCGUCCCCUGCAGGCUUUAGAAGAAUGUGAUUGGUGGAUGAGGAUGAGCGACGUCAGCAUCCCAAGCAUCGUGAGCUGAGAGGAAGCACAGAGACGCAAGGAGGAAACCCGUUCUAUUCAGAUGAGUGAUAAUCUCUCGAAGGAGCCUUCACACAUUCUGCAGUCAUUAUCUAAGCAGCUCCAGUUCCUCCAUCUCGGAUCAGGAUUUUAGAUCGCAUCCUCAUCCACAGCCAUGAACUACCUGCGCCGCCGUCUCUCUGACAGCACCUUCAUCUCCAACCUGCCCAACGGUUACCUAUCAGACCUGCAGAAACCCGAUCCUCCUCAGCCUCCUCCACCGGGGACUGCGCCCGAACCAGCCCCUCCGGUCUCUCCGAGUCAGAACCAGAACCCAGCCCCGGCCCCGGCCCCGACCCCAGCUCCGGCCCCGGCCCCAGCCCCGGAGAGAAAACCCCAGCCUGCUGCUCAGCCCUCAGGUGCAGGAUUCUUCAGCUCCAUCACCAAUGUGGUAAAGCAAACGGCAGCCUCAGCAGGGCUGGUCGAGCAGACACCCAUCGCUGUUGCCAAGAAGUUUAAAAUCCUGCUGGUCAUCGACGAGCCGCAGCAGGAAUGGGCCAAACUGUUCCGGGGGAAGAAGCUGCAGGGAGAUUUUGAUAUCCGGGUGGAGCAGGCUGAGUUUCAUGACAUCAGCGUGGUGUCGCAAGCUAAUGGGACCUGCAACGUGGCCAUGCAAGUCACCAGGAACGGGACUAAGGUGGUGAGGUCAUUCAAGCCAGACUUCGUCCUGAUUCGCCAACACGCCUUCAGCAUGACGGAGAAUUCUGAUUUCCGGAACCUGAUCAUCGGUCUGCAGUACGCAGGCGUCGCCAGCAUCAACUCUCUUCAGUCCAUAUACAACAUGUGUGAUAAACCAUGGGCCUUUGCUCAGCUAAUCAGCACACACAGGAGGCUGGGAGCUGAAAAAUUUCCACUGAUUGAACAAACCUACUACGCAAACUACAAAGAGAUGGUAACCAUGCCAACCUUCCCUGUUGUGGUGAAAAUUGGACACGCCCACUCUGGAGUGGGUAAGGUGAAGGUGGACAAUCACACCAAGUUCCAGGACAUAGCUAGCGUGGUGGCUCUCACACAGACCUACAGCACGUCCGAACCCUUCAUCGACUCCAAGUACGACAUCAGGAUCCAGAAGAUCGGCAACGACUACAAAGCCUACAUGAGAACCUCUAUCUCAGGAAACUGGAAGUCCAACACAGGAACAGCCAUGCUGGAGCAGGUGGCCAUGACGGACAGGUAUAAGCUAUGGGUGGACACAUGCAGUGAUCUGUUCGGAGGUUUGGAUAUCUGUGCAGUUAAAGCCAUUCACGGUAAAGACGGAAAAGAUUACAUCACUGAGGUGGUCGGCUCGUCCAUGCCUCUGGUUGGAGAUCAUCAGGCUGAAGAUCGGCAGCUCAUAGCAGACAUGGUUAUAACCAGGAUGAACCAGGCCAUGUCCCAAAACCCUAAAAGACCCACCACCAUCCAGCCAUCACAGAACGGAGCUCAGAAGGACGUGGUGACGGAUGGGAAGAAGACGCCGUCCCAGAAGGCUCCUCAAGGCUGUCUGCAGUACAUUCUCGACUGCAAUGGAGUCGCAGUCGGACCCAAACCGGUCCAGGCCAAAUGAGACGAGAGAGAGAGAGAGAGAGAGAGAGAGAGAGAGUGGGGGAAACAGGGGCACUCAGCACAGGGCUGAGAUCUAAACACUGAUUAGCAGAUUGAAUUGAGACAGUGGUGUGUGUGUGUGUGUGUGUGUGUGUGAGGGCAGGUUGUGUCUCAGAGAGCGAGCCUGGACUGUUUUUAUCCCCUAUGCAGUGUCAGUGUGUCGCUUUAGUUGUGCGCUUGUGAUGGUCGCUUGUUGUUUGUGUGUAAAGCGGUUGUUAAAUUCAGGCCUGUGUUUAAUUACAAACGUGGUGUUUAAAACGAGCAGAUCGUUAACUCGGAGCUCAGUGUCGCUUUACUUCUGCCCAAAUUAUCGUCUUUUUCAUUUUUAUUAUCCUCGUUUUGUCUUGAUGGGUGUUCAGACUGUUCACAACUCUGUGUGUGUGUGUGUGUUUAGUAUCAAUGUGUGUAUGGCGAUGAUUUAUGGAGUUUAUUUUUGCAUGAGCACUUGUUGAGAGUUGAGAAGCUGUUUUAAAACUCACAGCUCCGCUCUGAAGAAGACAUUAGUGACGUGGUGGACGUGUGUGACUAACAUGACUAACAUCAUCAGCUGUAAUUUAUAGGUCGUUUAAAAGGAUUUCACAGAAGCGUCUCAUUAUUGUAGAGAUAUAAUGAAGUCAGACGUGUAUUUACCCGUAGUUUAGACCAAAACUCAAUUUUAUUUUAAAGAAUAAAGAAGUUUAUAAAAUAAUGGAUGGCUAUGUUACAUAUAAGGCCUAUGAUGCCAGAGUAUUAGGGAACAAAAUAAAGGUUUUUAAACAACAUACUGGACCAAGAAAUAUAUAUAAAAUAAAUAAAUCAAAUGAUAAUAAUAAUAAUAAUAAU
Clarias gariepinus (North African catfish) is the source of this 2562-nucleotide messenger RNA. RefSeq names its product synapsin IIa (gene syn2a). Gene Ontology annotation, molecular function: ATP binding. The transcript is spliced from 11 exons. Bases 272 to 1702 code for a protein of 476 amino acids. NCBI's taxonomy places the organism in Eukaryota, Metazoa, Chordata, Actinopteri, Siluriformes, Clariidae. Gene Ontology annotation, cellular component: synaptic vesicle membrane; synaptic vesicle. Gene Ontology annotation, biological process: neurotransmitter secretion. The record is from RefSeq and is a predicted model, not a curated record.